UUGGAGGCGGCAAUUUAUUCGGAAGUUCUGUCGCUUAAUAGCUGGUUCCCUUUUUUUUGUGUGUAAAUUUAUAUUUCAAACCAUCGGAAUAAUCUGUGGGAAUAACUAGUAAUGCUUCGCAACACAUUUAUGUGACCGGUUUCCCUCGCUGACUGUGGCUGGUGAUGGCUUUAUAGCCUCUCUGGGUUUGAUAAGUCCUUGAGAAGUGGCGAGCACACACAACUUAUCAUGGGCCCGCUCGCAACUCCAAAAAAAGGAAGAGAAACACGGUCUGUUGAUCCAUGGACGCCAACAUCCAACCUCAAAAUGCUCAUCAGUGCUGCCAGUCCGGAUAUCAGGAACCGUGAGAUGGAGCUAUGUCCAGAUCCCAAACUGCAAAAGGUUCCUGAUUCAACUCAGGACGUUGGAGACGGAGAUGAGUCUGAGAGAUUGAUCAGCAGAAAGGAAAAAAGUCUGGGUUUGCUCUGUCACAAGUUCCUCGCCCGCUACCCGGAUAGCCCUGACCCGACUCACAACAUUGACAUCUGCCUGGAUGACGUGGCCACGGAACUGAAUGUGGAACGCCGCCGCAUUUACGAUAUCAUGAACGUGCUGGAGAGCUUGCACAUGGUGAGCCGCUCGGCAAAGAACCGCUACAUGUGGCACGGACGGACCAAUCUGGCCCAGACGCUGGCCAUCCUGAAGCGGGUGGGCGAGGAGCAGAAGUACGGCCAGCAGAUGCAGCAGAUCCGACAGCGCUUCCUGGAUACGGAGUUUGAUUUCGACAUGGAGGAGAAGGAAAACAAAGAGGCGGCGGACUCGGAAAGUAGCGAGCACGGGCAGAAGGAGCUCUUCUUUGUCGAGCUUCCGGGGGUUGAGUUCAAAGCAGCGUCCGUCAACAGUCGAAAGGACAAAUCUCUGAGGGUAAUGAGCCAGAAGUUUGUCAUGCUCUUCCUGGUCUCCUGUCCUCCUGUGGUCAGCCUGGAUGUAGCUGCUAAAAUCUUGAUCGGAGAGGACCAGGGUGCAGACCAAGACAAGAACAAAUUCAAGACUAAAGUGAGACGACUUUAUGACAUCGCUAAUGUGCUGCGGAGCCUGAAGCUUAUUGAAAAGGUCCAUGUAACAGAAGAAAGAGGGAGGAAACCGGCAUUUGAAUGGGUCGGCCCAAACGACCUCCCUAAAGUGAAAGAUAUUGUGAGUUCCACUCCCACGUGUCCACCCAAUAAGACAAAUGUGCUGGAGUCCCGCUCUACUUUAGAAAACUGUGCCAAAAACCUCUUUUCGUCGCCCGGCACUAAGCGAAGCUUCACGCGACACCCGUCUCUAAUGAAGCUGGCCAAGAGCAUUCAGGAUGACCGGCGCAAGAUUAGCUCGGCGCCCAGUAGCCCCGCUAAGAGUGCCUUCAGUGACAACGACUUCCCGAGCAAAAUGGCCCAACUUGCUGCUAUUUGUAAAAUUCAACUUGACCAGGAGUCCGCAACCGGAGGCAAAGAUUCAAAGGCAGUUCCUGCUGAGACCAAAACAAUGCUUGUGAGGCUCCAACAGACCACUUCCAGCUCAGGGGAACCGCCUCAGGCAUCGAGCUUAAAUCCAAUCGAGGAUAUUCACAGCACCCCGCUGGCAUCCCAGCCCUCGGGCGGUGUAGCAUACAUCCCUGCACAAUGCUCACCCUUCAUCCCCGUCAUUUUACCUCAGCAGCAGGGGGGCGGAGCCUACCCCGUCUAUUUGCACGCAGCUUCUCUCAGGCCCAACCCUCUGACCAGACCACAUCCGACGAGCUAUGCCGUACGCUCGAUGACUUUCGAAGAGAAGACCGGGCAGAGCCCGACCGGCCCGUUAGCUACCAAGAACCAGUCCACCUUAAAAGUGUUGGACGGGAGCCCUCUUCUGGUCAAACGAGCGUGUUCUGAUCCAGCUGCAGAGAGCAGUCCUCCUAAAGCUAAGCGACUCAACUCUAACCUCAAGGACCCUUCCCCAAAUCAGUGCGACGUCCUUCAGGCUCGCCCCAAGAGCCGCCGCAGCUUUCAGCUCUCUAGCCGGCCCUCGCAGCGAGCCCUCCACCUGGAUCCAGAGUUCAUCAACACCCCCGGCGGCUGCGCCCAGGCGGCUCAGACGCUGGAGCAGAGUUUGGAGACCUUCUUGGAAAAGGACGACAAAGCGGCGACCUCUGACAGCGAGGCGGGUUUGACGCCCGUCAGAGCCGUCCCGCUCACACCUGGACAACCUAACGCCGAGGCUUUCGUGCCAACAGGUUAUCUGAUCCCGCUCGCCCAGUCGGUAGUCGGCUACAAGGACAAUCAAGGCUCAGCAGGAGACGGCAACAAAGCUUCUUCUCCUGCUUAUAUUUUCCAAACACCUACUGCAGGUUCCAGACCACCGUUCCAGGAAGUGACUCCUACCGGCCUCCGUCUUCACACUGCCGCCGCCAUCUCCCCGCACUCGGCCCAGCAACCCCGUCGCCUCCACAGCCCGAGCCCCGCUAUCAUCAACUUCACCCUGCAGAACCUGGGCCUCAUAUCCAACCCCAGCCCGGGGAACCCCUUCACCUCGCUGCACACUCCCGAGCGCUGCAGUCCUCUGGCUCUGCAGCAGAGAGGGAUGGUUUUCAUCAAACCUUUGUCGCCUGUGACCGUGCAGCAGGCCCAGCACUCCAUGGCCUUAUUCAGCGUUCAACAGCCUCUACUGACCACCCCCAAAGGACCGGGGCUCCCCCAGCACAGCUAUUUCCACACACCUGUCCCCGUCUCCCCUCUGGCCGCAGCAGCUGUCCCCCCCAGCGGACAACCGGCCACUAAAACUGUUUACAUCCCUCAAAGGAAACUAGACGUCAGUACCGAAGAGGCAUUUUGAUGUUGAAUGUGUGUUCUGGUGAAGGUGUGUGUGAGUGUGUGUGUUUUACCAAGCAUUUUCCUUAAUUUCCUUGUUUCAAUAUUUGACAGUACCGUAUUUUUCGGAGUAUAAGUCGCACCGGCCGAAAAUGCAUAAUAAAGAAGGAAAAAAACAUAUAUAAGUCGCAUUUUGGGGGGAAAUUUAUUUGAUAAAAGCCAACACCAAGAAUAGACAUUUGAAAGGCAAUUUAAAAUAAAUAAAGAAUAGUGAACAACAGGCUGAAUAAGUGUACGUUAUAUGAGGCAUAAAUAACCAACUGAGAACGUGCCUGGUAUGUUAACGUAACAUAUUAUGGUAAGAGUCAUUCAAAUAACUAUAACAUAUAGAACAUGCUAUAUGUUUACCAAACAAUCUGUCACUCCUAAUCGCUAAAUCCCAUGAAAUCUUAUACGUCUAGUCCAGGGGUCUGCAACCCGCGGCUCCGGAGCCGCAUGCGGCUCUUUGAUCACUCUGAUGCGGCUCAGCUGCAUACUUGCCGAGACUUCCGGAUUUCAGUGCCUCUCGCAGAAAAUUACCGGGAUUAAUAUUCUCCGAUUUUCACCCUUACAAUAAUAUUAAAGGCGUGCCAUAAUGGUACAGCAUUUAGCACCCUCUACAAUCUAUAUUAACUGCGUGCCAGCCCAGUCUCUUGUUUUAUGCAUCUUCUGCUUGCACACGUAAGUGACCUUGCUCAACAGCCACACAGGUUACACUGACGGUGGCCAUA
This is a messenger RNA of Nerophis lumbriciformis (worm pipefish), 3574 nucleotides long. It is a transcript of the gene e2f8, whose product is annotated as E2F transcription factor 8. Gene Ontology annotation, molecular function: DNA-binding transcription factor activity, RNA polymerase II-specific; RNA polymerase II cis-regulatory region sequence-specific DNA binding. Gene Ontology annotation, biological process: regulation of transcription by RNA polymerase II. The record is from RefSeq and is a predicted model, not a curated record. NCBI's taxonomy places the organism in Eukaryota, Metazoa, Chordata, Actinopteri, Syngnathiformes, Syngnathidae. Gene Ontology annotation, cellular component: RNA polymerase II transcription regulator complex.